AGGGGAGAGGGAGACUGAUGGAGUCUGAUUUGGGCCAGUUAUGAGAUGGACCUGAAAAGGAGCCCAUCAAAAGCACCUGCUACUCCGAUUUGGGCCCUAAAAAUGACGUCUCGCCCGAUACGUUAUUAAGUUCGAGUUUGGUUCCUAAACCGACGUCGCUUCAUGAUAUAUCAGUUAGACGGUUACUGUACCGCCAAAAAGGAUAAAAUUCAGUUAAAAUUGGAUGACAGAAACCCAGCUUUUUUGUGCAGCCGCAGAUGAUACUGCACGCUCCAUUACCAUAUCUUCUUUCUUCCUGACCGUUUCUCUAUACAUGGCUUCUCUUCCUUUCAACAAUGCACCAAACUCAAAUUUCUCUCACUCCAAACCCACAAAAUCUCACAGAAUAAAUCAAACCCAUUUCACAAAACUUCAGUUAGAACCCAAUCACCGUCGAUUUCCAUACAAAUCUUAUCUCCGCAACAUUUCUUCUCUAUGCAAACAAGGGCAAAUUCAACAUGCUUUGAACCUACUUAAAUAUAUGGAGCUCAGAAAUGUCGUAAUUGGAGCUGAUAUUUAUGGCGAGCUACUACAAGGAUGUGUAUACGAGCGAGAUUUCUUAACCGGCCAGCAAAUUCACGCUCGAAUUAUAAAAAAUGGUGAUUUAUUUUCCAGAAACGAGUAUAUAGAGACAAAAUUGUUAAUUUUUUAUGCGAAGUGCGGUAGUUUAGAGAUUGCAAAUAGUUUGUUUGUCAGAUUGAGAGUGAAGAACGAGUUUUCUUGGGCUUCCAUUACUGGUUUACAUUGUAGAUUGGGUUUUCAUGAAGAUGCUUUAAUAGGUUUAUGUGAAAUGAUAGAUAGUGGCCUUUUGGCUGAUAAUUUUGUAUUGCCUAACGUGCUAAAGGCUUGCGGUGCUCUGCAGUGGAUUAGGUUUGGAAAAGGAGUUCAUUGUUAUGCAGUGAAGACGGGUUUAGAUGGGUGUGUUUUUGUUUCUAGUAGUCUGGUGGAUAUGUAUGGAAAAUGUGGGAUUUUAAAAGAUGCAAGGAAAAUGUUUGAUAAUAUGCCCCAGAAGAAUGUGGUUACAUGGAAUUCGUUGAUUAUGGGAUAUGUUCAAAAUGGGUUUCAUCAAGAAGCAAUUGAGAUGUUUUAUGAUAUGAGGUUGGAAGAUGUUGAGCAUAGCAGAGUUACUUUAUCUGGCUUCCUUUCUGCUUCAGCUAAUUUAGGUGCAGUUGCAGAGGGAAUGCAGGGUCAUGCUUUUGCUAUCAAAGGUGGAUGUGAGUUGGAUAAUAUCUUAGGUAGUUCAAUUUUGAAUUUCUAUUCUAAGAUUGGAUUGAUUGAGGAUGCUGAGUUAGUUUUCAGUAGAAUGCUUGAAAAAGAUGUGGUGACAUGGAAUUUGCUUAUUUCUAGUUACGUGCAAUGUCAGCAAGUUGAAAAAGCACUUGAUACAUGUCGUCUAAUGAGAUCCGAGAAUAUGAAAUUUGACUCGGUGACUCUAGCCUCCAUAUUAUCUGCGUGUGCUAAUAUGAAAAAUAUAGAACUUGGCAAAGAAGGGCACAGUUAUUGUAUCAGAAACAGUCUUGAAUCUGAUGUAGUAGUUGCAAAUAGCAUUAUAAAUAUGUAUAUAAAAUGUGGGAGAACUAGGAAUGCAAGAGUAGUUUUCAAUUACACGAUAAAUAAAGAUCUUACCAUGUGGAAUACACUAUUGACUGCUUAUGCUGAACUUGGUCUAGUUGGUGAGACCUUGAAGCUUUUCUAUAAAAUGCAGUUGGAGAGUGUGCCACCAAAUGUGACCUCUUGGAAUUCAGUUAUUUUGGGAUUUCUAAGAAAUGGUAAGGUCAACAACGCAAAAGAUAUGUUCACAGAGAUGCAGGCUGUUGGUGUCCAUCCUAACCUUGUUACUAUGACUACUCUUAUAUCUGGUCUUCUUCAUAAUGGUUUGGGCAAUGAGGCACUUCAGAUAUUCCAGAGAAUGCAAGAAUAUAGGAUAAGACCAAAUACUGAAAGCAUCAUUAGCACAAUCUCCGCUUGCAGAGAUGUGGCGUCAUUGCAGUAUGGAAGAGCCAUUCAUGGCUAUAUCAUAAGGCACGGCCUCUGGUCCCGAAUUCCAAUUGCAAAAGCUUUGGUGGAUAUGUAUCUUAAAUGUGGAUACGAUAACCAAGCCAAUCGGGUGUUUGAUAUGAUUUUAAGCAAAGAAUCACCCAAACAUAAUACAAUGAUCUCUGCCUAUCGCAAAUGCAUUCCACGAUCAAGGUAUAGGAACUCUCUCCCCAGAAUGAGAAACUAGAGGAGAAAGUAAGCAGAACCAGACUGCACAACGUCUAGUAACAAAUUGUCUGCUGGCAAUGAUGAGGGGAAUUGAAAUUCCAAAUUUUUAUGCAUUUGGCACGAGACAGUGAGAUAGUUAUUAAAACUAAGAGUAUAAGAAGGCCUAAAGAAGAUUCCCUUAUGCAGCUGAAUUUUGGCGCGGUGUGGAUCACAACCAAAAUUUUGUGGAAAUCUAUGGGCGUUGGCUUUAUGGAAAAUUGAAAUGUACUUCAAUGGAAUAUAUUCUGUUGGAAGGCAAGUUUAUUAUUGAGAACAAAGAAAGUGCUAUCAAGAGCUCUAUCAGACAGGCACAGGCGUUCAGCCUGGGUUUUCACAGCGAUAUGACAUUUUUGUUAUUCUACAAGUCUGCCAAACUUUUCUCCACUGUAGAAAAUUGUAUUCAAAACUGUGUAGCCUAAAAAUACCUGAAUGAAAUGGAAAAAGAACUUAAGAUGUUAUAACUCAUUUUAAACCAAUUAUAAUCAAAUUGUCGGGAAACUGCAAGGUUAUUCAAA
Messenger RNA from Jatropha curcas, 2798 nucleotides. It is a transcript of the gene CRR21, whose product is annotated as Tetratricopeptide repeat (TPR)-like superfamily protein. The record is from RefSeq and is a predicted model, not a curated record. Gene Ontology annotation, biological process: RNA modification. NCBI's taxonomy places the organism in Eukaryota, Viridiplantae, Streptophyta, Magnoliopsida, Malpighiales, Euphorbiaceae. Gene Ontology annotation, molecular function: RNA binding; protein binding.